ACCGAAGGGGAGACUAUGGUGGCUGAAUGGGCAUGGCUGAAAGGUUCUACAUCGUAUCAGUGCAGUCCAGUGGAGAUGCACRGGAAUACCACAGCAUCAGGAGAGCUGGGGAACCACUUGCUUUCCAAAACUCCACACCUGAGCAAGAUUUUGGCACAGCCAACWGUUCGUACCCCUGCAGUAUUUGCCAAACAUCCAGGACGUGGCCUCCUGUUGUGGGACAGAUUGAUUCACCUUCCUGACAGAAAUCAGAAAUGGAACGUAGUGGGCGUAACAGAAAAUCGUUUCUGUAGGAAAAGACACUUCAAAAAUUAUGAUAUCCAGAGGAAUGGACAGCAGCUUUCGCAAUGCCUACAUGCUUCAACUUGGACUAGUACAAUUUUACAGCCAGGCCAUACAAAAGCAAAUUUUCAAAUCAUGCCAAGUGCCCAGGAAUACCAAAAAGAAGAAAAAAGGUGUAAAGGGUAUAUACCCAGUUACUUAGACAAGGAUGAGCUAUGUGUAGUAUGUGGGGACAAAGCCACCGGAUAUCAUUAUCGCUGCAUCACUUGCGAAGGUUGCAAGGGUUUUUUUAGAAGAACCAUUCAGAAGAACCUCCAUCCAACCUAUUCCUGUAAAUAUGAAGGAAAAUGUGUGAUAGACAAAGUAACAAGAAAUCAGUGCCAGGAAUGUCGCUUCAAAAAAUGUAUCUUUGUUGGCAUGGCAACAGAUUUGGUGUUGGAUGACAGCAAGAGGUUGGCAAAGAGGAAGCUGAUAGAAGAAAAUCGAGAGAAGAGACGUCGAGAAGAGCUGCAGAAAACSAUUGGGCACAAACCAGAGCCAACGGAUGAGGAAUGGGAACUCAUCAAAAUUGUUACGGAAGCACAUGUGGCCACCAAUGCACAAGGAAGCCACUGGAAGCAGAAAAGGAAAUUUCUGCCAGAAGAUAUUGGGCAGGCACCAAUAGUUAAUGCGCCAGAAGGUGGAAAAGUGGAUUUAGAAGCCUUCAGUCAGUUUACAAAAAUUAUCACACCAGCGAUUACAAGAGUGGUGGAUUUUGCCAAAAAGUUGCCUAUGUUUUGUGAGCUGCCAUGUGAAGACCAGAUCAUCCUUCUGAAAGGCUGCUGUAUGGAGAUCAUGUCCCUCCGAGCAGCAGUUCGCUACGACCCCGAGAGUGAGACUUUAACACUAAAUGGGGAGAUGGCAGUGACAAGGGGCCAGCUGAAAAAUGGGGGUCUUGGUGUUGUGUCUGAUGCCAUUUUUGAUCUGGGCAUGUCUCUCUCUUCAUUUAACCUGGAUGACACCGAGGUUGCCCUUCUUCAGGCUGUCCUGCUCAUGUCAUCAGACCGCCCAGGCCUUGUUUGCGUCGAGAGAAUAGAAAAGUGUCAAGAGGGAUUCCUCCUGGCAUUCGAACACUACAUUAAUUACAGAAAACACCAUGUUGCACACUUUUGGCCAAAACUGCUGAUGAAAGUGACAGACCUGCGAAUGAUCGGAGCCUGCCAUGCCAGCCGCUUCCUGCACAUGAAGGUGGAGUGCCCCACAGAACUGUUCCCKCCGUUGUUCCUGGAAGUGUUUGAGGAUUAGAGACUGAAGCGGUUCUUCGUGCCCCGGUCGCACUACUGGCUGUCAUUUCAUCCUGUUGCCCAGCUCUUCUCACCUGUUUGUUCUUCUUCUUUUGUGGUCUUCUGUUUCUUGAGAUGGGGCUGGGGCUUUGUUUGGGUUUUSUUUUGGGGUUGCUGGGGGGCAGUUGUAUACACAUGGAUGAAAACAUCCCUUUAAUGCGGGUACUUGUGACUAUUGCAAUUUGUUCUUCAGUCCUUUGAUGUGAGUGCUUUGACAGCUUAACAGUGAAAAUACGAACAGACCAAUCUCAUUCACCAGCAUUUGCGUGGUCACCAGCUCACACCCAUUAUUGCCUGGAAAACAGGAAAGAAGGAUUGAAGUGGCAGAAAAAUAAAUUGGCCUUCAAGUUAAAACAGCUAUUGUUAAUUUGAUCCUGGCAAUUCUGUCUUGUAUUACCUCAUUUUGCAGGGUACAACUGACCAAUUCAAAACACAAAAAUUCUGGUCUUCAUGAUUGUUUCUACUGUAACAAUUGCCGCUAUGAUCUAGGGUCUUCAUCAUCAUCAUGAUCCCGUCAUUCUCUGAGGUUUGUUCCAGCAGAUGCAGUUUAACUGUGCCCUAUAAAUCAAGUACUUAAAAUAAUGCAGAGUGUUAGAAGGGACUGAGUCUUUUUUUUUCCCAUGUGUAUAAGGUAUUAAGAUCUUCAGUUACUAAAUUUGGACUCCAGAUAACUUCACUGGAAGGUCUGUUAGACUGAAGAGGAAAAUUUGAUCCUCUGAGGUGCUUUUCCUGAGUGUGGAAGGGUCUGCUUUCUCUGAGGUGUGUGGGMAGAGGGAGAAGGCUCUUUGUCAGAAUAGCAGGCAAUGUCUCAGAGUUAUUCAGGGAUAUGAGGACUCAAGGAAUGAGGACAAGGAGAAUGAAACUUAUCAGGUGACCUUCCGAUGGGACAGAAACCAACUGUGUUAUUAACAACACUCAAGACUGUACAGCUUUACCACAGUAAUACAAAUAGUGUUGCUCGGCAGUAAUCCUUUGUUUUAUACAUAUAUAUAUAUAUAUAAAGUUUAUAUGCACGUAUAUAUAUAAAUUUAUAUAUAUAUAAUUACAAAUCUUCAGCAGAUGUCUUAAACAUAUUUCUAUCUUCUCUCUCUCCUUCUCUAACUCCUGUGUGUGUGUGUGUGUGUGUGUGUGUGUGUGUGUGUGUGCGUGUGUGUAUGUGUGGAUCAGCUGGGUUCUUCCUCCCUGGUGUCUGUAUGUUUCAUUUGGCUAGAUGCUCUCUUGAUUCUUUUAAUUUAUUUCCACUAACUGCACUAGCAGGAACCAAACUGAGCAAUGACAAAAUGUCCUGCUGCCAAAGUCUGCAAGCCAGUUCUCACAGUCCUGGAAUGUUUGGAGGCCRGUGAUGAGGACAUUGUAGGUAGAGGUUCCUCUCUGUUAUCCAUCUCCACUCAGGGAUGUUGUCCCUGGGUUUUAUCAGCUUGGUAUUAAACCAUUCUCUGAAUUUGUAUGACACGUCAAAAGCAUCCCUCUGUUCUUCCUGGGAACCAGAGUCUUAGUUCAUAUAUUUUGCACUUCCUCAUACCCCACAUUCUUUCAUGUUGUGCAUUGAUUCGUUCCAAUUUCUUUCCCUGCUAUUUAUUUACUCAUUUGCCCAGCAAGAUGUGGACAUUGUUAGAGUGGAUGUGACUUUCAAAGCUCAUGGUGGCCCAUAUUAGGAACCCAUAUGUUAYAUGCUUAUCCCCUCAUAAAAACAGGAUACUCAGGAAAACUUAUCUUAUAGA
Messenger RNA from Malurus melanocephalus (red-backed fairy wren), 3325 nucleotides. RefSeq names its product thyroid hormone receptor beta (gene THRB). Gene Ontology annotation, molecular function: zinc ion binding; nuclear receptor activity; RNA polymerase II cis-regulatory region sequence-specific DNA binding. The coding region runs from base 16 to 1566 and encodes 516 amino acids. Gene Ontology annotation, biological process: positive regulation of transcription by RNA polymerase II; thyroid hormone receptor signaling pathway; negative regulation of transcription by RNA polymerase II. The record is from RefSeq and is a predicted model, not a curated record. NCBI's taxonomy places the organism in Eukaryota, Metazoa, Chordata, Aves, Passeriformes, Maluridae. The transcript is spliced from 7 exons.